AUGACCCGCUCAUCAUCCCUGGACGCCAAGAAUUUCACGGUUGGCUGGAUCUGCAGCCUCUUAAUCGAGUACAUCGCCGCCCGGCACGUCUUAGACGAGAUCUACCCAGACACCACGCAUGUCUUUCUAGGGCAGAGAGACUGCCGUGCUUACACUCUGGGGCGGGUCGGAAACCACAAUGUCGUGAUAGUCUGCUUACCCGCAGAAUCCCCCGGCGUGGUAUCCGCAUCCGCCGUCGAAACAGCCUUGCGACUUACCUUCCCUUUGGUCCAAUAUUCACUUAUGGUCGGAAUCGCUGGAGCUGCGCCUGGGUCAAAGGAUGAUGUGCGACUGGGCGACGUGGUCAUAGGGACGAGAAUUGUCCCGUACGAAUUCGGCAAAGUGACCCACCAUGGGUUCCAUUAUACAGGACAUUGUCCCCGGCCGCCGGCUAUUCUUCACAAUAGGGUGAAUCAUUUUAAGUAUAAAUCUCUUUUGGAGUUUGAUAUUGGAAGUAUAGUUGAGGAUAAGGCGCGAAUGUUGCCUAUUCCGCUACAGCAUCUGUUUCGGCGUCCGGAGUUGGAGGGUCGUUUGUAUAAUUCGGACUAUGUUCAUGGUGAACAUUGCGACUGUGAGGAAACAAUGGUUCAUGACUCUUCCCUUCUUGUUGCUCGAGAGCCUCGGCCGGGAGAUGGUGAGGUCAGGGUUCACUCGGGGACCAUCGCGUCAGGGGAUAAACUUAUCAAAAAUGCUCAAACGCGCGAUGACUGGGGGAAUACGUUCAAUGCACUGUGUUUCGACAUGGAGUCUGCGGGGUUGAGUAGAGGAUCGAUCACGAUCCGUGGAAUUGACAAUUAUGCCGACUCACAUAAGAACGACAGCUGGCAUGGUUAUGCUGCUAUGGCGGCGGCUGUUUGUGCGGCAGAGUUUCUUAAGAUGGUCCCGGUUAGUGAUGUUCCCCAGGGCCAAUCUAGGGUGAUAGAUGAAGUCAGCAGAGUUAUGACGGCUUCGAUAGAGGAGAUGAAUUCCGUCUUGGAUCGUUUUCCUGGCUCCGAAAAUUAUCUGUCAACUAUGAUGGCUGUGAAUGAGAGGCUAGCAGCAAUGGAGCAACGCCUCGCUUUGCUAGAUACUCAGCAGCGGUCGGCCAAGACCCUCGAGACGAAAAUAGACAGGCUGGUGGAGAGACUGCAAAGUAUGGAGAAAAGUCAGGACCUAGCUGAAGCCAUUCUGGGACAGGCGAAUGGAAUCAAUGAUGAUAGCGAUGAUCUAUCCUCUGGUCGCACUAGAAAUCUCCAGGGAUCAGUGAUAGCCACUCCAAAAUGGACUUCAAAGGAACCCACAAAGGAAAUAGGAAGCGGCGACACCUUCUUCAAAGCAGAACUAGCAGCUUCGGACAUGCGCGGAAUCAAAGUCGAGUGUUCGAUCAAAUCUACGAAGCCGUUACCGCCACCCAAGCCGAUCAGGUUUCGCUCACGCUCUCUAUUGGAAGAUCCGCAGUGCCGUCGUUAG
Aspergillus niger is the source of this 1488-nucleotide messenger RNA. RefSeq lists its product as uncharacterized. Lineage: Eukaryota; Fungi; Ascomycota; Eurotiomycetes; Eurotiales; Aspergillaceae. Gene Ontology annotation, molecular function: catalytic activity. The transcript has a single exon. Gene Ontology annotation, biological process: nucleoside metabolic process. The coding region runs from base 1 to 1488 and encodes 495 amino acids. The record is from RefSeq and is a predicted model, not a curated record.